GAAGCGAGCUUCCCAACAUUUGGCCGAUCACCGCGGAGGUUGUCUCCCACUUGCCGAGACGAUAUAUCAAGCGGCCGUUUUGCUUCUGUUGCUAACGGAUUCUUCCUCAGCAAUUUCCAGUUGGCAAUUCUCUCACUCACCAUGUCGUCUACCGCCAUCCCCAAGCGCGUUGCGCUUAAUCGCAACCCUACCACCGACUCUUCGGUUCCCAGUUCUGUCUCUGUUUCCCCGCUAGAGUCACCUCGCCAGUCUCCCUCGUCGACUUCGCUUUCGUCAAUGGCCUCGGACGCCGAGAAGGUGGACAAUGGCAAGAUGCUGGAUACCUAUGGCAAUGAGUUCAAGAUCCCCGAUUACACGAUCAAGGACAUCCGUGAUGCCAUUCCCGCCCACUGCUUCAACCGCUCCGCCGUGACCAGCUUGUACUAUGUUUUCCGGGAUAUCUCUGUCCUUGCCUCCGUCUUCUAUGUCUUCCACAACUAUGUCACUCCCGAGACCGUCCCCUCGUACCCGGCCCGUGUUCUGCUGUGGGGGCUCUAUACCGUCAUCCAGGGACUGUACGGCACCGGUGUCUGGGUUCUGGCCCAUGAGUGCGGUCACCAGGCUUUCUCUCCUUCCAAGACUUUGAACGACACCGUUGGAUGGAUCUGCCACUCUGCUCUUUUGGUGCCCUACUUCUCAUGGAAGAUCUCUCACGGCAAGCACCACAAGGCCACCGGUAACAUCGCCCGUGAUAUGGUUUUCGUUCCCAAGACCCGUGAGGUGUACGCCUCGCGCAUCUCGAAGACCAUCUAUGACCUGAACGAGCUGAUGGAGGAGACCCCCAUUGCCACUGCCACCCACAUUGUUCUGCAGCAACUGUUCGGCUGGCCCAUGUACCUUAUCAGCAACGUUACUGGCCACAACAACCACGAGCGCCAGCCAGAGGGACGCGGCAAGGGCAAGAAGAACGGUUACUUUGGCGGUGUUAACCACUUCAACCCCUCUAGCCCUCUGUACGAGGCCAAGGAUGCUAAGCUCAUCCUUCUGAGUGACCUCGGUCUUGCCAUCACCGGAUCUGUUCUGUACUUGAUCGGCUCCAAGUACGGCUGGAUGAACCUGCUUGUGUGGUACGGUAUUCCCUACCUCUGGGUGAACCACUGGCUGGUUGCCAUCACCUACCUCCAGCACACCGACCCUACUCUCCCUCACUACCAGCCCGAGUCAUGGAACUUUGCUCGUGGCGCUGCUGCCACCAUUGACCGCGAGUUCGGUUUCGUUGGCCGCAACAUCCUCCACGGCAUCAUCGAGACUCACGUCCUUCACCACUAUGUGAGCACCAUUCCCUUCUACCACGCCGACGAGGCCAGCGAGGCCAUCAAGAAGGUCAUGGGUUCCCACUACCGGACGGACGCCCACACCGGCCCUCUUGGUUUCUUCAAGGCCAUGUGGAACAGCGCUCGUGUCUGCCAAUGGGUCGAGCCCUCUGCGGGAACCAAGGGCGAGAACGCCGGCGUCCUCUUCUACCGUAACACCAACGGUGUCGGUGUUCCCCCCGUGAAGCUCCAAAAAUAAAGCGACAAGGUCUGCUCUCUCGCACGUCACGUCGUGUCGGUACAUAGAAUGUGAAUGUGUUCGUCAGGUUUAAUCUUAUGGCCUGAAUGCGAUUUAUAUGGUUGAUUUACCUCUCGUGGUGUAUCUCGCCGGAACGAAAAUGGCCACGGUUAGGUAUGCUCUUGUUGCGUUCAUUCAUAGAGCAAGCUGCAAGUUUCAGUCGGUUGAUUGUUAGGCGUAUAGGGGGAGUCUGAGAAUACUUGACCUUGUUAUUUUGGGAGCUUUCUAGAACGUCUUCUUUUCAUUAUCAGA
Molecule: messenger RNA, 1842 nt
Organism: Aspergillus versicolor CBS 583.65
Lineage: Eukaryota; Fungi; Ascomycota; Eurotiomycetes; Eurotiales; Aspergillaceae
Product: oleate delta-12 desaturase odeA
Exons: 1
Coding region: 142-1551 (469 amino acids)
Biological process (GO): lipid metabolic process
Molecular function (GO): oxidoreductase activity
Source: RefSeq, a predicted model, not a curated record